Molecule: messenger RNA, 1967 nt
Organism: Helicoverpa zea (corn earworm)
Lineage: Eukaryota; Metazoa; Arthropoda; Insecta; Lepidoptera; Noctuidae
Product: brain-specific serine protease 4-like
Exons: 7
Coding region: 56-1363 (435 amino acids)
Biological process (GO): proteolysis
Molecular function (GO): serine-type endopeptidase activity
Source: RefSeq, a predicted model, not a curated record
GAAAAAAAAAAAACAGUGGUCGAACAAAAAAUGAGGUGUAAUAGAAACCAGUGAAAUGUGCAAAAGUGUAAACGAAAACGGACUCGAUGGCUCGGCGGGAAAGGUUCAAAAAAAAAAUUUUAAGACCCGCAGAAGAACGCGUGGUGUUUACAAAAAUAUGUAUUUUAGAACUUUCUUGUUCACGUUUACUAUUUUAAGUUGUUUUAAUAGUAUUUUGUGUAAUGAAAAUGACGUUUUAACUUUACAAGAUAGUUUGGAUGUGAAAGACGUUGAUUUGCCGACGGAUCGAAGGAGGCCGGUUAACGAGCAGGAAAAAGAUAUAUUAUUACUCGGUGCUUUAGGCAGGAGAAAAGGAUCGUACCAUAAUGGCUAUGGAUCGUCGCAGGAAGAUGAUUCCAUUAUGGAUUUAUUGGGAAAGAUGAUACCCCAAACGUGCCGCUACCGCGGUGCCCGGUACCCCUGCGGUCUCAGUAUAUCUUGUGUGCUCGGUGGCGGUAAGCCCCUGGAUCUAUGCUCAGGCGGCAUGAUCUGGGCUUGCUGUGUGGAUCGGGAGACGACGGAGCGACCGACCGAGGUGGCACCUGUUGUGCAUAAUGCUAGUUGUGGAGAACAUUUCACCCGGUCUAACCGUAUUGUCGGUGGUCACUCAACCGGUUUCGGAUCUCACCCGUGGCAAGCCGCUCUCAUCAAGUCCGGUUUUCUGAGCAAGAAGCUGGCGUGUGGAGGUGCCCUUAUAUCUGAUAGAUGGGUGAUUACUGCGGCCCAUUGUGUUGCUACCACACCAAACAACCAGCUCCGAGUCCGUCUCGGCGAGUGGGACGUCCGGGACUCAGGCGAGAGAUACUCGCACGAAGAGUUCGCGGUACAACGCAAGGAGGUACACCCGUCGUACGAGCCGGCCGACUUCAGGAACGAUGUGGCGCUCGUGCAACUCGACAGGACUGUCGUCUUUAAGCAGCAUAUACUACCCGUAUGUCUACCACAGAAGCAAAUGAAGUUAGCUGGCAAAAUGGCGACCGUCGCCGGCUGGGGAAGAACGAGACACGGACAAAGUUCUGUGCCUUCAGUGUUACAGGAGGUAGAUGUAGAAGUAAUACCGAAUGAACGUUGUCAGCGUUGGUUCCGCGCGGCCGGGAGACGCGAGACCAUACACGAUGUCUUCCUAUGUGCCGGGUAUAAAGAGGGUGGUCGAGACUCCUGCCAAGGCGACAGCGGAGGACCACUCACAAUGAAGCUGGAAGGGCGAAGCACCCUCAUAGGCCUGGUGUCUUGGGGCAUCGGCUGCGGCCGCGAACACCUGCCUGGGGUCUACACGAAUAUACAGAAAUUCGUGCCCUGGAUAGAUAAACUUGUCAACCCUUAGAUAGAGUUUAUUUGUGGUUCCGCGGUUUUUUUGUGGUUGAAUACAAAAAUAACCUUUAUGAGGUAAAAUUCAUCAAAAAUUGAUCAGGUUUUAAAACCUGGAAGAGAAAACAGAAUGAUAAAUACAGAGUUAGUUUCAAAAAAAUUAAAAAGUUAAGCCCACGAUAGUCUUUGUGACAACAAAAAAAAACAGAUAAAUUCAAGAGUUUACAUUAAGUAACUUUUAUCACAGUUAAAAAGUUAUUGAACCAUAAAAAGAGAACCGCGAAGAAGAACAUCGAAAUUAGAAAAAAAAAAUACUCAGAGUCGACUAAAAUGUGUGCCUUGAAUAGACAAACAACAAAAUACAUAACUUAUAAUAAAUGUAAAUAUACAUAAAUUAUUUUUCAUAAGACAACGAAGGUUUCAAGUUAAUAGUUUUCGAAGACUUUUUACCACUUUUUCCAGGUAAAGAAACAUAAACCAAUUCAUCUCAGAAAACUUAAACAUGAAUACUCAUAAUUUUCACCUAAUUAUUCUUAUCGUUAAAUCAUUCAUGAUGUCAUAACAUACAUUUUUCAUUAUCAUCACUGAUAGAAUUUCCAAAAUAUCCCAAAGUAAAUAAA